Messenger RNA from Lasiosphaeria miniovina, 321 nucleotides. RefSeq lists its product as uncharacterized. The transcript is spliced from 2 exons. Bases 1 to 321 code for a protein of 106 amino acids. Lineage: Eukaryota; Fungi; Ascomycota; Sordariomycetes; Sordariales; Lasiosphaeriaceae. The record is from RefSeq and is a predicted model, not a curated record.
AUGUCUCAAGCAAGAUCCGGUCUUGCGGGUCUCCCUCUCCCUGCCGCUACUGCAGGACUCGACAACCCCUCCAGUAACCAGCAGCAGAGCCAGCCCAUGUGCAGACAGGACAGAGAUUCCUGGUCUUGCGGGUGUUCCACGCGCUGGACUCUCGAGCCAUGUCCCGACUACUACACGCGAUGGGGCUGCCAGCGCGUCAUCGUUAAAGACCACAAGAGCCGUUGCUACUGCAAGCGCUGCAGCGCCGACCUCAAGUACCAGCGGAGCAAGGAGCGGCACUGGCACUCGGGCCAGUACAAAUACUGGAAGUACGACUCGUGA